AGUCUUCGCAGCGAAGCGAUAGUGAGAGCGUACACGAUGAGCCUUUUCCGAGCGAUACUAACAGCGGCCGGAGCUGCAGCUGCGACCGCGGUGAUUACCGGAUCAUAUUUCUACCUGUUUCGAUCCAGCGCUCAGAAGCAAGAGACGACCGAGGAGAUCGCGGUCACUCCUGUGGAAGAAGACCGCCAGACGGUGGAGGAGAGGCAGGCUGAAGCUGAGCUUACAGUGGAUCCUGACCUCUGUGAGACGGAAUCGGUGAUGGAAGAGGGAGAAGUUUACAGCCCUCAAGAAGAAGAUCAGGCCCCUGCCAUUAUUGAGGAUGGACCAGAAGCUUCCGGACUGCUACAGGACUCUGUCCUAGCAGAGAAGGUUGACGCUGAGGUGAUAAUGGAGCCAGACCGCUGUGAGGAAGAGACAGACGAGGGAGAAGUUUACAGCCUCCAAGAAGAAGGUCAGGUCUCUGCCAUUAUUGAGGAUAGACCAGAAGCUUCCGGACUGCUACAGGACUCUGUCCUAGCAGAGAAGGUUGACGCUGAGGUGAAAAUAGAGCCAGACCUCUGUGAGGAAGAGACGGAAGAGGGAGAAGUGUACAGCCCUCAAGAAGAAGGUCAGGCCCCUGCCAUUAUUGAGGAUGGACCAGAAGCUCCAGGACUGCUACAGGGCUCUGUCGUAGCAGAGAAGGUUGAAGCUGAGGUGAUAAAAGAGCCAGACCUCUGUGAGGAAGAGACAGAAGAGGGUAUAGUUUACAGCCCCCACGAGGAAGAGCAGGCCCCUCAGAUUCUGGAGGAUCAGCAGACUCUUACCAGUGUGGAUCUGGCUAAGGACCCUCCAUCUUCUUCAAGUGAUGACGGACCCAUGAAAAAACGUUUUCGGAGACGAGGAACACGAGGAAGGGGACGUAAAAUCAUAUAUAAGAAUGAAGGUCAGGCCCCUGCCAUUAUUGAGGAUGGGCCAGAAGCACCUGGACUACUACAGGGCUCUGUCGUAGCAAAGAAGGUAGAGACUGAGAAGGAGACGCAAUGGGUGGUGGAAGAGGGAGAAGUUAAGUCCCCCCAAGAGGAAGAUCAGGCCCCUCAGAUUCUGGAGGUGCCUCUUACCGAUGUGGAUCUGUCUAAGGACCCUCCAUCUUCUUUAAGUGAUGACGGACCCACGGAAAAACGGUUCCGGAGACGAGGAACACGAGGAAGGGGACGUAAAAUCAUAUAUAAGAAGGACAUUGGAGAGGAGAGGAGCCAGAGAGAGACAACACAGUGAUGGAGAACCAUAGAGAGACUAAGACUCUUAUUAGUCUAACUUUCUCAAAAUAAAGAGAAAUUUAUUCAAGUGA
This is a messenger RNA of Astyanax mexicanus (Mexican tetra), 1327 nucleotides long. RefSeq names its product retinitis pigmentosa 1-like 1 protein. The coding region runs from base 37 to 1254 and encodes 405 amino acids. The transcript is spliced from 2 exons. NCBI's taxonomy places the organism in Eukaryota, Metazoa, Chordata, Actinopteri, Characiformes, Acestrorhamphidae. The record is from RefSeq and is a predicted model, not a curated record.